Molecule: messenger RNA, 1602 nt
Organism: Anopheles marshallii
Lineage: Eukaryota; Metazoa; Arthropoda; Insecta; Diptera; Culicidae
Product: knirps-related protein-like
Exons: 3
Coding region: 1-1602 (533 amino acids)
Biological process (GO): regulation of DNA-templated transcription
Molecular function (GO): zinc ion binding; sequence-specific DNA binding; DNA-binding transcription factor activity
Source: RefSeq, a predicted model, not a curated record
AUGAUAUACAAUUUAAUGAAUCAGCAGUGCAAAGUUUGUGGCGAACCGGCAGCCGGUUUUCAUUUCGGUGCCUUCACUUGCGAAGGUUGCAAGUCAUUUUUUGGUCGAUCGUAUAACAAUUUGUCCUCGAUCUCGGAGUGUAAAAAUAACGGCGAAUGCAUCAUCAACAAAAAGAAUCGAACUGCCUGCAAGGCGUGUCGCUUGCGUAAAUGCCUCAUGGUAGGAAUGUCAAAAAGUGGUUCACGUUACGGGCGUCGAUCGAACUGGUUCAAGAUUCACUGUUUGCUGCAGGAGCAGCAGCAAGCCGCUCAGCAACAAGGAAACCACCAGAAACCAUCGCAACCAGUCGGCAUCCAUGCGGGAAUGUUCCAUGGAGGUUAUCCACAUGGGAUGUAUCCGCGCCCUCCGUGCACUAAGGAGGAAUUGAUGUUACUCGGCCUGGAAGAGUACAGUAAGCAUCCGUCGGCAUCACCAUCCGUCAGCUCUCCGGAUAGUCACAACUCUGAUAGCUCCAACGAGAUCAAUGAUCGUAGAAAUGCGCUGUUGCGACAGGGCAAACUUCACGACUCGCCACUCAACAAGGAUAUCUUCCUUCCGCUGCCGUUCGGAGGACUACCGCUUAUGCCACCGCCUGGAUUCUUGCCCUCGUCACAUCUCAUGUUUCCAGGCUUCCAUCCGGCACUGUAUUCCCAUCCUCAAGCAGGAUUGCUAAAGCCAGCCGAUACUCACCUAACGCUGCCAAGCUCACCUCUGGCCAACAAUAACAGCCGCUAUACGCCAAAUCAUAACACCGAAUCUAAUGUGCAUCCUUCCACCGGGCCCGUCCGAGAUAAUGACAAAUCACCCGACUCCUUCUCUAAGCGGUACAUUCUCGAUCAGGUCCUUGAAUCGCAACGUUGUCCAAGCAAUGGUACGACUGGAAGUGAUAAGGACGACCCCGAACCAGAAGAAGUAGUACCCGCAACAAUGACUCCUCCGCGAUCUCCCAUUAUAUCUGUUACGCAACCGACACCAGUGCUACGGCAAUCACAGACUCCCUCAGGCCAUCACAAUCAGCAAGAUAAUCCCAUCGAUUUGAGCAUGAAAACGGGUAGCAGUUGCACAUCUGUGGAUGAGCGUAGAUCGUCGAUGUCCGGUGCAGAAUCCAAUGGAUCCGAUGAUGAAGCCAAUGGUGAUAGCCGUCCUUCUUCCGGAAUGGAGAAAUAUAAAUGUACUGUGGCUGCCACUACGGCGCCCGUUGUUGCCAAAAAUGCUUCAUCCACCAACACCAAUAAUAACAACAGUAUCAGCAACAACCAAAAUCACCAUCAUGGUGCACUUCACCACUCGCCACGUCCUCACUCGCUAUCCCCAUCGCUACCGAACCAACACCACCGAGCGUCUCCGAUACGGUCAGAGUCUCCACGCCACUUGCAACAUCAUUACCAUCAUCAUCAUCAGCAUCUUCAGCAGCAACAACAUCGUCAACGCCACGUUCUUGCUCAUCACGGUGGAAGUGGCAGCGAGUCGGAGCUCGAGCCAGAGGAAACCGAAUACGAUCGUGAGGUGAAGCGAAUGAAACUACAAGGCACCACACCGUUGGACCUGACCACUAAGGUGUAG